This is a messenger RNA of Plasmodium fragile, 4038 nucleotides long. RefSeq lists its product as uncharacterized. The transcript has 6 exons. NCBI's taxonomy places the organism in Eukaryota, Apicomplexa, Aconoidasida, Haemosporida, Plasmodiidae. The record is from RefSeq and is a predicted model, not a curated record. The coding region runs from base 1 to 4038 and encodes 1345 amino acids.
AUGUUGCACUUACAGGAAAAUUUUUGGCAGAAUGUGCAGGAAGUAUGGCAGAAAUUUAGGGGGCACAUGGAAAAUGAGGAAGAUGAUAAUAUCAUAGCGACAUUGUGUGGGGGGGAAGACGAUGAAGACGGAGAAGCCGGGAAACUGGAUGCGCAGACUAAAGCUGUGUGCGCGUUAGCACUGAAGGCAUUAUGUUUUAAACAUGGUAUUUCCCUAGGCAUGAGGCAAUCAGGAAUACCGGGUGCACGCUCCGGGAGUAUAGAACAGAAGCAGCAUGCCAUAGAAUCAUACAUGAGGUGUAUUCUGGUAAAUAUAUUUUUGAAGAGAAUAAUAGGUCACACAUGUUUAAACACGCAAGGAGGGAACCUGGCAUUUCGGGCAGCAGAAGCACUAGUGAAAGAAGGAGAUCACAAGCAGCCUAAUAUGACAUGUCAAGAGCAGGAUAUGCAGCAUAACAGUGGGAGCACGGGAGAAACAGGCGAAUGGGAUUUAUGGCGCAUAAUGGACAGAUGGCUUGAGAGGAAUAAGUUAAAGCUGCAGGAUGGGCAGGAGGGGGUGUUAGGACCGGAUUGUACCGUCAAGAACAAGGGAAAGGGACAGCUAGACGAUGAUGUAACAGAGUUAAAAAAAGAGGUAAAGGACGAAAUACAGAAGGUGGGGGAAGAAAUAGAAACGGCGGUUAAAAAAAUUUUGGAUGCAAUACAGACAUCUCAGGAGGGUACACGUAUGCAGGAUAUAAUAAAGAAGGUGAACACCGGGGACUACUCUUCGAAAAGUUCAACAGGCAACCCGGCCCCGGCCACACCUGCCACCGCUGCCAAACCAGCACCACCAGCACCCGGCAACGGAACAAACAACGCUGCCACACCAAUAGCGGCGAAACCGGCACCACCGGGAAGUGGGACGCCGACGUCGCCAUCUGGUGGUGGUGGUGGUCGUAGUGGUGGUACGAGUGGUGCUGGUAGUACCGGAGGCGGGCAGGGGAAGCAGCACGACACACAGCAGAAGUGUCAAGGAGACAAAUUAUUGGAGUGGAGGCAAAAGGAAACAUAUGUGCAAGCUAAUUAUGGUAAACAACAUAUGGACAAAUUACAGAAGGUUUUGAAAGAUUUUAAGGAAUAUAUGGAGAAAAAUGAACAGCACGUAGAUGCGUAUGGUGUAAACUGUUAUAAUUCUGGUUGGGAAGAUAUGGACAACACAUCCACAUAUUACAAGCAGCAGAUGGUACCGGACGUAGUCAGGUGUAGACUUAUGACUAUAGCAUUGGGUUUCGCCAAUGGGUGGGGUAGACAAGACAACGCCACGCAGGACGGCGUGCACAUGGAUGAGGAAGAAGAGAAUAAACUAAGAUGUGAAGUAGCAAAUGUAUUUGGACAUUUACUGAAAAAAAAGUAUUGUGAAGGUCAACAACAAUGGUACAGAGGUAUCGAAUAUGCAUACAUUGUAAUGCAGCACAUGGGGGAUGAGAAAUUAGGAACGGGACUGCCACCUGGGCCUGUUACGGACAAGAGGUGCACAAUGUGCGGAUACGAGGGCCAUAAGCACCAUGUGCAAGCAAUAAAUUUGGACAUAGCAGAGUGGUUAUUGCAGGACGCGCAAUUACUUGGAAAAAUAGCACAGAUGCAAAGGGAAAUGCCCUGUAAUACAGAGUGGAAACAGUAUAUUAAGGAGAAGGGCAUGAACAGUACGAGUACUGAACCUACGACGGCAGAGAAACGUCAGAUAGAUCAAACAGUAGGCAAAAAAGUGAAAACGAAUGCAGCAGAAAUAAUCCAGAGGGCGACGCAAGUGGUAGAGGAGAAAAUUACAGAAUUGAACGAUAGGAACACUAGUGACAAGAGUCCAGCGAAGUCUGCACCGCCACCGAAGAAACCAGAAGCUCCACCACAACAACCACCACAGCUACCAUCAGAACCACAAGCGCCACCCGUUCCUCAGUCACCCCCAGUACCACAGUCUCCACAGGCAGGAACAGCACCGUUCUCCGAGGGGAAAGUACCUAAGGGAAGCAGUAAGGCGCCUACACCGCCGGAUUCCUCAAGUAAUACUAGUAUGUGCGCGCAAGAUAUCAAUGAAAAAACGUCCGCGGGUGCUCACCUUAUCAUUUCCUUCGGCCAAGGCUCUUCAUCCGACUGCUCAGGCAAUGGUACCCCAGGUGAAGUCGAUGUCAGUGGCCCCACGAAUACGACACAAGAAGACGCAUCAACAGCACCAGCUCCUGCACCAGCACAAGCAACACCAACAGCUCCAUCUGGUUCCAAUGGUUCACCCGGUGAAACAGGUCCAAGCGGUGCACCUGGUUCACCAGCGCCGCUCGGUGACGCGGGUACUACCGGUCCAGCUGGUAAAGAUCGUGAAGCAAACCCAGCCGAUCCGAACGCCGUCGACGGAGAAAAUAGUGACCCCCCUCCUCUCAAUCCACCCAAACCAAAAGCGGAUCUGAAUGGGGACGGUCAGGCGGGGUCGAGCGGCGACGACAAAACCACUGCAGGUGGUGUGUCUGGUGAGGAAGGAAAAGGGGGUGGGGAUGGAGGAGGUGGUAGUGCAGGCGACCCCGGUUCCCCUGCUGCAGGUUCUACUGGUCACCAAAAUCCUGGUUCCUCCGGACCAGGCACCGCAGGAGACAAUUUCGGUGUAGGUACUCCGGCAGGAGGAGGAGCUGCACCAAAGGAAGAUACUGGAAGUGGUUUAACAAAAACAGAAGAGAAGAAAGAACUAAUGAAUGACCAAAGUACCUCCUCGCCCGGCCUCACAUGGGCAGAUGUCAAGCCGUACACCCCCGUGAUCAUUCCCGCGGUUGUUGGUAUUGGGGUUAUCGCGUUUUUUCUGUGGAAGUACUUUGCGUACCUCGGAAAAAAACGACGACGAACAUAUCGAACCGUUCGUGACGUGCCGUCACCGCCACUCGACGAAGAAAUAUUGGAGCAUCUACAACGCGGCGCGCCGCCACCCGAUUACGGUCACACGAUGAUUAGGGAUAGGCAACCUGCGUCAACAUCCGCCCGAGGACAACGCCCCCCACGCGUGCAUAAGCGCACCAUCAUCGAGCUACAUCUAGAAGUGCUGCACGAAUGUGAAGCAACCGAAUGGGAAAGCGUCAAAGACGACUAUUUGCAGAUACUUGUGGAGGCGUUUGCGCAGGAGUUGAUGCGGUGCGCCCAGGGCUAUAGCAGUUCUCCGCAUGCUCCUAGCACAAACCAGGGUUUAUCAGGGAACGAUGUUUCAUCCACCCUCGAUCCAUCCACUGACAUCGAACGCACGGACGCUUCUCCACCUAAUGAAGAUGACUCCGAUCCAUGGGGUUGUAUGGAAACGAUACCGUUAGCACCGGGCCCUUGUGCACCGAAUGAAGAGGACUCCGAUCCAUGGACUUGUAUGGAAACCAUGCAGUUAGCAACGGACCGUUCUGCACCGACCGAAGACGACCGAUGGAAUUGUAUGGAAACUAUACAGUUAGAUGCACAACAGAGUCGUGCUCAUUCCAAUCCCGACAAUGCGACGUCCGCCUGCACCCAAUGGAUCCCUUGGAUUCACCGCAACAAGCACCUAUUGCGGGCGUGCACGGGGCAGCCGUGGUUUCUGCAAUUAAAAGCGGAUUGGACACAACAUGUGCGUGAGCACAUGAUGGCAGACGCAGCAUCCGGUGAGCACAGGACAGCCGCAACCCUGGAGAGGAAGAAACUGGACUUGUGGAAAGCAUGGGUCGCGAAGCAACAUGCGCUUAUGCAUAUAUAUGGUGCGGAGGCGUGGUUCCAACCUUUGUUGAAUAAUGUAGCGGAGGCGAGAGCACCGCACAAACGCGCAGUACCUAUAGCGGAAAAAGCCUUAGAAGUGGAAAAAGCAAUGGGAACAGAACAUAUACUACGAGUGCGAGUUGCACCACGCGCGCAGCCAAUGCAUCCGCCACCGCACAUGAAACAACGGUUAACGGCUCCCACAUGGAUACUGAUCCUGGCACUAGUCAUAGAACAGAGCGAGCUCGAGAGUAGUAUGCAAGAGAAGGAGUUAUAUGUGGAUGAACUACUGGACCAGCUCUGA